This is a messenger RNA of Fimicolochytrium jonesii, 1414 nucleotides long. RefSeq names its product domain of Kin17 curved DNA-binding protein-domain-containing protein. The transcript is spliced from 3 exons. Bases 285 to 1211 code for a protein of 308 amino acids. The record is from RefSeq and is a predicted model, not a curated record. Gene Ontology annotation, cellular component: nucleus. Gene Ontology annotation, molecular function: double-stranded DNA binding. Gene Ontology annotation, biological process: DNA replication; DNA damage response. NCBI's taxonomy places the organism in Eukaryota, Fungi, Chytridiomycota, Chytridiomycetes, Spizellomycetales, Powellomycetaceae.
UACAGUCAUGUCUCGUUUAUUUCAAUUCCGGUUACUUCAACUUUCGCUUAUUUCAACGGUCAACGGCCACUUACGGUUCUAGUUGCGUACGCGUAGUGUACAGUACGUAGGAGGAGUUCAGAUAUUUCAACGUUCGCUUAUUUCAAGGGUCGACGGCUUCGACGGCGUUGAAAUAAACGAGACUGUACUCUAAAUUCCUUGGCAAGGGGAUUCUGGACAUUGGACGUGGCCGCACUUGAGCCCACCUCUAGCUCACUUUCUUUUGCGACUGCAUAUUCUGCGCCAUGGGUGGAGACUUCAUGACUCCAAAGGCAAUAGCCAACCGCAUAAAAGCAAAAGGCCUCCAAAAGCUACGCUGGUACUGCCAAAUGUGCGAAAAGCAAUGCCGUGACGAAAACGGCUUCAAAUGCCACUGUACCUCCGAAUCCCACCUGCGCCAAAUGGCACUCUUCUCCGAGUCCUCAGACUCGUACCUCAACAACCACUCCAAAGACUUUUCAAACGAGUUCAUGAAACUUCUCUCGCGGCGGUACGGGACUCGACGUGUCCAUGCGAAUCUCGUUUACCAGGAGUAUAUCUCGGAUAGGGAGCAUAUCCACAUGAACGCGACACAUUGGACAUCGCUUACGGAUUUCGUCAAACAUUUGGGCAAAGAAGGCUUGUGUGAGGUCGAUGAGACCGAGAAGGGGUGGUUUAUUAAAUGGGUAGAUCGGAGUCCCGCGACUUUGGCGAAACAGGAGGCCAUAUUGAAGAAGGAGAGGUUGGAGAAGACGGAUGAGGAGAGGGCUCAGAAGGAGCUGGAGGACCAGAUUAGGAGAGCGCAGGAGGAGAGCGGGAAGGAGCUCGUAAAUCAAGCGUCAGAACUCAAACGCACAACCAGCUCUGAACCCAUCAAACUUCAACUCAAACCCGCCACCACAACAAACACCUCUACAACAACAGGAGGAGGAUUCGCAAUGAAGAAGCCCGAAAUGCGGAAAGUCAACCCGCUGAAAUCCCUUUCCUCUUUGGCUAAAGUCAAGGCAGCGGAUUCGGCACCGGCAUCACCAAUGACAUUACCGUCAUCGACAUCGACGAUAGCGCAACCGAAGAAGUUGUCAGCGGUAGAGCAGAUUAUACAGGAUGAGAUGAGUAGGAAGCGGAAGUUUACGGGGCCGGGUCGGGUUGGGGUUAGUGGAGCUGGGGUGGGUGAUUUCAAGCGGAGGCGAUAAUAGAGUUUUGAGAUGCCGGGCGUAUCCUAUUGGUGCACACUGUGUACCAAGGUGACUUGCAAAAGCGACUUAGAACUUCUUCCUUUUGGUCAUGUGCUCUACUCCCCAUGCGGUGGACUGGGUAUGAGUCUAACCUGCUUCCCGGGCAUCCGGCGAAUAGAGUGCACAUACACAAUCAUUUUCUCGCGAGAGCGGCAUGCAGC